This is a messenger RNA of Rotaria sordida, 1839 nucleotides long. The record is from the annotation of a GenBank genome assembly. Lineage: Eukaryota; Metazoa; Rotifera; Eurotatoria; Philodinida; Philodinidae.
AUGGAAUAUUCAUGCAUUGGAUUAAAUGAUUUACCUGAUGAAAUUCUUAUCAUUAUUUUCAAAAAACUCAAUAAUCUAGAUGUACUUUAUUCUUUACAAGGUGUCAAUCAACGACUAAAUCAUAUUAUUUACGAUCCAAUUUUUACAAGUCGUUUAACUUUUGUUAAACGGUUAUUACAUAAUUUUAUCGAUGUAUUUCAUUGUAAUAUGGUACUUAAUCGAUUUUGUUUACAAAUUUUACCUGAAAUUCAUGAUAAAAUCAAAUGGCUUGAUCUUGAAUCAUCAUCUAUGAAAUAUAUUUUACAUGCUGCUCAUUAUCCUAAUUUACAUACUCUUGGUCUUUACAAUAUUAAUCAAGAAUCAGCUCAAUGUCUUUUUACUGAUGAAAUUCUUUCAUCUGGUAUUUUCAAAGAUCAGAUUACAACACUUAUUCUUACCAUUGAUAAUAAUAACAAUGAUGAUUAUGAAGAAAUGUUAUUGUCAGCAACAAACAUAUUUGAUUAUAUUUUCACUGUUUUCACCAAUCUAAUUCAUUUGAUAUUUUAUGAAUCAUCGUUUAAAAAUCGUGUUCCAUUAUAUUUUGCUGAUCCACCUUCUCAUACAUUUCGUUCUUCAACUCUUUUAAGAUUAAAUGUUAGACUAGAAUCUUUUAAUGAUUGUCUUUAUCUUCUUGAUGGUCGUUUUAAUCAACUUCACACACUUUAUGUUGAUUUGACUCAUAUUCAGCGUUCAAAUAAGAUCCAAAAUCAAGGAGAUUUAUCAAAUCUAAAAUAUUUUCAUUUAUCUUGUAAUCAAGAAACAUUUGAUUACUAUAAAGUAAUCUUACCACUUCUCUAUCGAAUGUCAAAUCUAGAAAAACUCAGGUUGUAUCUUGUGAUAUUUUUUAAUGAUACAUUUAUUGAUGGAAAUCAUUUGAAGAAAAACAUUAUUUAUCGUGUACCAAACUUAAAUCAAUUUAUAUUUUAUAUUCGUUCAUUGAUAUAUACUGGUAAUAAAUUAAAUCUGCCAUCAACUGAAGAUAUUCAACGUAUAUUUAUGGAUUUUCAAUAUAGUGAAAUUAUUUCUUAUGUUGAUUAUUUUCCCGAGACAAAAUACGGUCGAUGUCAUAUUUAUUCAUAUCCAUUUUUAAUGCCAUAUUACGUUGAUAUUACAAAUAAUUUUCCAGGUGGAUUAUACAAUUAUGUUUGUGUAGUGUCAUUACGUGAUGAAUAUCCUUUUGAACAUGAUUUUUUUCUUAGAAUUGUUCAAUCAUUUCCAUGUAUAGAAGAUUUAACGGUGACUAAUAAUAAACCACAAAAUCGAAAACAAUCUUAUGAAUCAAACAACGUUAAUUGUUAUUCAUCUAUUAUUAAAUAUUCUUUUCUUAAUGAACUUGAUCUUCUCGAUGUUCAUGAUGAUUAUAUAGAAGAAUUUCUUUUUGAUACUAAAAUAUAUUUUCAAGAUGUUUUUCUUCGUAUUAAAUGUGAAUCUUUACAACGAAUAACACAAAAUUUUACAAGAGAUGCUACAAGAAUUAAUUGUACUAAAAUAAAUGAAUUAGAAUUAAGUGGUGAACCAUUAUGUUCAGAUUCUUUACAACAAUAUUUUCCUCAUGCAAGAAUAAAUUAUGACUUACUUGGAGCAUAUGAUGAGCCAGUGGCAGGUCCACCAAUACUUAAUGAACCAGUGGCAGGUCCACCAACAAGUGAUGAACCAGUGGCAGAUCCACCAACAAGUGAUGAACCAAUGGCAGGUCCACCAUCAAGUUUACGAAUUUAUAAUGAAAAGAAAAAACGAUAUUGUAAUAAACGAUAUUUUUGUUAUUGUUGUUUAGAAUAUGAUUGUAAUGAUGAAUUAUAA